AUGCCCCCUUGGGGAAGACCACCAGGGGCAGCGGGGAGUGUGGGGAGGUACAUGGAGGGGAUGGAGGAUGUGCAUAGAUAUCAAGAAUUUGAUAGUGAAGAUGAAAAGUACGGCGCUUUCGUCGGUUCCGGCUUCCAUAAGAUCUCACCCGGGAGAUCAUCUAAUCCAGACGAACUUUAUUUCAGUGACAUGGACUUAAGAGCUUGGGAACAGAGAAACGGGCACGUGUAUGAAGACGACUAUACCUAUCAAGAGGAUGAGGAUGCGUUCGAUGAAGCCGGCCUUGUCUCAAUGUCUCUAGCCGAAUACGAAGAGAAUGUCUUCCAAGGUAUUCUAGAGAAGGUUCGACAAGCAAGAAAGUCUGGUCAGGCUGAUGUACAGAUGACCCAAGAAGAGCUUGAGAUUUACCAGUCGAAGAUUAUGCGUCCGAAGAACCCCACAGAACGCCCACAGCCGGCUGCGGAGGUACCAGCAAACGCUACCAACUAUGCAGGAAUGAGUACAUCUGCCGAUCUGCCCAAUCAUUCCAAUGACAGCUCAGGGUUAGCAAGUGUGCGUUCCUCUUCAAAACCAAAACAGCGUGCUUCACUUUUUGCCCCUCGGCCGAAGAAGGAGAAGCCCAGCGCCCGAAAGCGGUCGACUUCGAAUGCAACUUCUGCUGCAUCAGUUCCAAACGUAGCAGGACCCCCUGCGCCAGCACCUGGCUUCGUUGUGCCAGGACCUGGAGGACAACAAGUGUAUGCUCCAAUCAAUUCCUACACUGGACGCAGGGCACAAAAAUCGGUUGCGCCGUUAGGUGGUGUUUCGUCCCACACAGCUUCUCGCUCUUCCGUGAAACCCGCUCCACAGCCUCGCACUCCCACAACUCCGACAUUCUCUUCCAGGUUCACUCCUUCACGAGAGAUGCCUGGUACGUUUCCUAGCUCCCCACAGAGAAAUACCCACACACCAACCUCUACUGUGCAAUCUGCCCGAGACCAGGUAGUGCCGCCUUCUUACCAGCAAUAUCCUGCUUCAGAUGGCCCUCGGCAGAAUGUACCAGUAAAAGCUCAAGAUCAAUCGUCAUCAGCACCUGAUCCUGUCAAACUCGUGCCUUUUCCUGUGACUCAAUACCAACACCAAAGCACGCAGCCUUACAAGUACCAUGUUCCUGGUCAACCUAUUUCCCCUCAACAAACAGCGCAACCUACGGCAGCCCAAGUUCAAUACGCUCGCCGUGUUGUUGCAGGUACUGGCGAAACAUACAACAAUGGCAUGCCACGCCGUGUUCCGGUUCCGACUCAGGGCAUGAGUAGAUCGUCGCCAGGUUUUGCAGGAAGCCAAUCUGAUCCUGCAAUCGCAUACCAAGGCUCGGGUACAAGGCCACAAUUGAGCGAAAGCGAUGACGAGGUUGAUGUGGUUCCGAAGCCCGAUUCAAGCAGUCAUAAAGGUCGAGCAACGAGGAUCGAUGGCAAGCCUGGACACACCGGUGGCAGUAGCAGGGAUGAAGAACGCAGAAAGAAGUCCAGUCGAACUAAAAGAAAAGGUUGA
Molecule: messenger RNA, 1530 nt
Organism: Aaosphaeria arxii CBS 175.79
Lineage: Eukaryota; Fungi; Ascomycota; Dothideomycetes; Pleosporales
Exons: 1
Coding region: 1-1530 (509 amino acids)
Source: RefSeq, a predicted model, not a curated record